This is a messenger RNA of Juglans microcarpa x Juglans regia, 1014 nucleotides long. RefSeq lists its product as uncharacterized. The record is from RefSeq and is a predicted model, not a curated record. The transcript is spliced from 2 exons. NCBI's taxonomy places the organism in Eukaryota, Viridiplantae, Streptophyta, Magnoliopsida, Fagales, Juglandaceae. Bases 429 to 797 code for a protein of 122 amino acids. Gene Ontology annotation, molecular function: zinc ion binding; nucleic acid binding.
AUAUUCGUUAUGAUAUCCCUGAACUUAAGGGAGAUAAUUAUAAGGUCUGGAAGGAGAGAGUUCUUCUUCAUUUAGGGUGGAUGGACAUAGACUAUGCUAUUAGGAAAGACGAACCACCAGCACUCACUGAUACCAGCAAUGCAGCAGCCAUCGCACUUUAUGAGCGAUGGGAGCGAUCUAAUCGCUUAAGCAUGAUGUUCAUUAAGACUAGAAUAUCUGCUGGUAUUCGUGGUUCUGUUGAUCAGCAUGAAAAGGUCUGAGACUUGCUAAAGGCCAUUGAUGAACAAUUUGUCACUUCAGACAAGGCACUAGCAACCACCCUAAUCAUGAAGUUCUCAUCCCUAAGGCUCACUAAUGUGAAAGGUGUGCGUGAGCACAUCAUGCAAAUGAGGGAAAAUGUGGCUUAAUUGAAGAAACUCGAGGUUGAAAUGUCGGAGUCCUUCCUGGUGCACUACAUCUUGAACACCCUCCCGCAUCAAUAUGGACCAUUCAAAAUCUCAUACAACACACAUAAGGAUAAAUGGUCAAUUAAUGAACUCAUGACCAUGUGUGUUCAAGAGGAAAGGAGACUGAUGAUGGAACAGGGUGAAAGUGCAAUGCUGGCAACGCAUGAAAAGGGCAAAUCUCAAGCCAAACUGAAAGGAAAAGGCAAAAUAACUCCCCAAUGUGGUAUUAAGAAAGAUUCCAGGUGUUUUUUCUGUAAAAAUAAAGGACACAUGAAUAAGGAAUGCGCCAAAUUCCAGAAAUGGCUUGCAGACAAAGGGUUUGCAAAACCUAAGGAAGCCAGUUGGAAGUGAGCGAAGCAUCUUAUUAGGAAACAAGAUGGGCUCGCAUGUGGAAGCUGUAGGAAUUUGCUAUUUAAUUUUAUCUAGUGGUUUUGUUUUAAAGUUGGAAAAGACCUUUUAUGUUUCAAGUUUCUCUAGAAACUUGAUUUCAGUUUCAAGACUAGUACAUUUUGAAUAUUCCUUUAAUUUUUCAAAUUCAUCAUUCAGUUUAUUUUAUAAAUCUGAUUGU